Trifolium pratense (red clover) is the source of this 2149-nucleotide messenger RNA. Its product is annotated as eukaryotic translation initiation factor 3 subunit D-like. The coding region runs from base 102 to 1811 and encodes 569 amino acids. The record is from RefSeq and is a predicted model, not a curated record. Gene Ontology annotation, cellular component: eukaryotic translation initiation factor 3 complex; cytoplasm. Gene Ontology annotation, molecular function: translation initiation factor activity. The transcript is spliced from 2 exons. NCBI's taxonomy places the organism in Eukaryota, Viridiplantae, Streptophyta, Magnoliopsida, Fabales, Fabaceae. Gene Ontology annotation, biological process: translational initiation.
CCAGCCCAAAAAACAAAACAAAUAACGAAAAUCUCGAAUUAGGGUUUUUCACUCAUUCAUCUCUCUAACAAUUCUCACACCUUCAUCAUCUUGCUGCAUCAAUGGUAGGAGUUGCAUUCGACGUAGGAGCCGUUCCUUACAAUCCCGACGGAUGGGGUCCAAUGGAUUCCAUAACCGCCGCCAACAACAACAACAACCUUCCACUCAAUGUCCCUUACGCCCCUUUCAAUCGCUCCGACAAAUUAGGUCGAAUCGCCGAUUGGACCCGAAAUUUCAACAACCAAACCCGAAACAGAAACCCCGCUGAUUCCGCUUUCGAUUUCACUCUCGACGAUUCUUUCCCUGCUUCUGCCGAUGACGACAAUACUUUCCGUCUCGUCGACGGUAAACCACCACCAAAACCUAAAUUCGGCCCCAAAUGGCGUUACCAGCAACAGAAACAACUUCCUCAACGUCGCGAUGAAGAACUUGAAACUAGGAAACGUGAGGCGGAGAAAGAUAAAGCUCGUCGUGAUCGUCAAUAUCAUCAGAAUCGUUCAAACCCUCAUAACAAUCGUCGUGAAGCUGCAGUUUGUAAAUCGUCUGUGGAGAUUCAGCCGGAGUGGAAUAUGCAUGAUCAGAUUCCGUUUUCGACUUUCACCAAGCUUUCUUACAAUGUCCCUGAACCUGAAGAUCUUCUCAUGUGUGGUGCUCUUGAGUAUUAUGAUCGUUCUAUUGAUCGAACCAACCCCAAGAAUGAACGUAGGCUCGAGAGGUUUAAGAAUCGGAACUUCUUCAAGGUUACUACCAUUGAUGAUCCUGUUAUUAGGAGGCUUGCUAAUGAGGAUAAGGCCACGGUUUUUGCUACCGAUACUAUUCUUUCAACACUUAUGUGUGCUACUAGGUCUGUUUAUUCAUGGGAUAUUGUUGUUCAGCGUGUUGGGAAUAAGCUAUUCUUUGAUAAGCGUGAUGGGUCACAGUUGGAUUUGCUUGCUGUUCAUGAGACUUCACAGGAGCCAUUGCCCGAAGCUAAGGAUGAUAUCAACUCUGCGCAUUCAUUGAGUGUUGAGGCUGCUUAUAUUAAUCAGAAUUUCUCUCAGCAAGUGUUGGUUAGGAAUGGGAAUAAAGAUACUUUUGAUGAGCCUAACCCUUUUGCUAAUGAGGGUGAAGAGGUUGCUUCGGUUGCGUAUAAGUAUAGAAGGUGGAAGCUUGAUAAUGAUAUGUAUCUUGUUGCUAGGUGUGAGGUGCAUAGUGUUGUUGAAUUGAAUAAGCAAAAGUCAUUCCUUACUGUGAAUGCUUUGAAUGAGUUUGAUUCAAAGUAUUCGGGUGUUGAUUGGAGGCAGAAGUUGGAAACUCAAAGGGGUGCUGUUUUGGCUACUGAGCUUAAGAACAAUGCUAACAAGUUGGCUAAGUGGACUGCACAAGCUCUUUUGGCUAGUGCUGAUAUGAUGAAGUUGGGUUAUGUGUCGAGGAUUCAUCCUCGGGACCAUUUUAAUCAUGUUAUCUUGGGCGUGGUUGGAUAUAAACCCAAGGACUUUGCUGCUCAAAUUAAUUUGAACACUAACAAUAUGUGGGGGAUUGUUAAGUCUAUUGUGGACUUGUGUAUGAAAUUGAAUGAGGGGAAAUAUGUUAUUGUGAAGGAUCCAUCUAAGCCUCAGAUUAGGAUUUAUGAGGUUCCGGCUGAUGCAUUUGAGAACGACUAUGUGGAGGAGCCAAUUCCGGAAGAUGAACAAGUUCAGCCUACUGCAGAGGGUGCUGAUGGUGGAGAGGAAGCUGCUGUUGCUGCUACUACAGAUGACGUGGAAGAUAAGCCGGUCGAUGCUCAAGCUUAAAAGGCUUAUUGGCGAGUUAAUGGUCCUUCACUUGGGAAUGGAACUACGCUCAGAAUCAUCUUCACUUUUCCACUGCUAUUUGUCGGCCAAGAUUUUGCCAUUUAACCUUGUGAUAUUCCUUUAGAACAAAUUUUUAAAAGCAUACUGUUGAUUCUUUAGAUGCUACAGCUGUUUAUGAUCUAUAAACCUGGCAUAUUAGGUGGGAACCAUGACGUUUUAAAAUUGUGUCAUGUUUUUGAGUUUAUCAUUUUUGCAUUGUGCUUAGGGUUAUUUGCGAAGUGCUUGUUUGAUGUUUUAAAGUGAUUUUGCAAAAAUGACAUUUUGCCUGUUUACACGUU